Molecule: messenger RNA, 1074 nt
Organism: Triticum turgidum subsp. durum (durum wheat)
Lineage: Eukaryota; Viridiplantae; Streptophyta; Magnoliopsida; Poales; Poaceae
Source: the annotation of a GenBank genome assembly
AUGGCGGGCGCUGUUGAGCAGAAUCGCCUUCUUCUAGUCGUGGAGAUCCGCGGCCUUGAUCACCAGUACCAUUUCGUGGAGGUCGACGUCAAAGGUCUUUUCUACCCCGACUCCGGCUCAUUCCCCAACAAAUCAUCGGCCAGGGCCAGGGUUACCGCAACAGCGAUGACUACGGCGAGGGCUUGCGGCGGGUCGCUGCGCAGCCUCCCGGCCCCCAUGGCGCGGUACAGGACGUCAACCGACAUGCCCGAGCGCAUCGAUUUCGCGCUCGUCGGCACCGCCGUAGCGGGCGCCUCCAGCAACGGCAACACCUUCACGAUGUCGCGGUCCGGCGCGCUGUCGGCGGAGCCGGAGCUGCAGAGCCUGCGCGGCCGCACCCAUCUGAUCCCGCUGGGGCACCGCCCGUACGCGCUCAACCGAUUCAUGCACGAUCUGGCGGAGCCGGCCUGCCUCGAGACAUUGCCCCUCCCCGGGACUGGAAGGCGCCGGCAGGAGCCCUGGCGUGCCCUCCCCGACCCCCCGCCCGGCUACCGCAGCUUGGACUUGGGCUGGCCGCGGGUCACGGCCUACCUCGCCGCCGGAACGCGGCUGUGGGUCUCGGCACAGGGGAUGGGCACCUGCACUUUCGACACCGUCCGGUGCGCGUGGCGCAAGGAGGGCGACUGGGAGCUGCCGUUCCAGGGCCGCGGCCUCGUCGUCCCCGAGCUCGGCGGCCUCUGCUUCGGCCUGUGCCCCAAGGAGAACUGCCUGUGUGCCUGCGACAUGCAGCAGUCCCCUCCGGCGGUCAGGUACGUGUGGGAGGAGACGCGGCCACGGUGCCCUCCGUCCGGCACCCCUUUCGGCUUCUACCCAGAAGGAGCAACCGUGAUCUAUCUUGGGAAUGGAAAGUUUUGCAUCUCAUGGAUAAUUGGAUUCGGCCACCGGGCGCCCCUGCGCCCUGCCAUCCUGUUGACGGCCCUGCAGGUCCUUGCCUCUGCUGUCGGUAAUAAGCUCCGGGUUGUCAACCACAAGGUCCGCUUCUAUCAGAUGCCAAGCCAGGGCAAUGUGGCACAUGCUCUUCAGCCUGACUUUUAA